AUGGAAUUGAUUCAAAACCAAACCCCUGAAAAAGCUUUUGACAAAAGAAUGUUCUUAAAAGUACAAGAUCGUUACAGAUCUCUCGCUCCCUCCAUCUCGGGACUCGCCUGUAUCUACUCGGCGCUCAUCCUGCAGGACGAUGAAGUCACCGUCACGGAGGACAAAAUCAACACCCUGAUCAAAGCGGCCGUCGUCAACGUGGAGCCCUCUGGCCGGCCUGUUUGCCAAGCCCUGGCCAAUGUCAACAUUGGGAGUCUGAUCUGCAAUGUGGGGGCUGAUGGACCUGCCCCAGCACCAGGUGCUGCCUCUGCCGGUGGCCCUGCACCCACUGCUGCUGCUGCACCAGCUGAGAAGAAAGUGGAAGCAAAAAAAAAGAAGAAACUGAGGAAUAUCAUCUGA
Messenger RNA from Suncus etruscus (white-toothed pygmy shrew), 399 nucleotides. Its product is annotated as 60S acidic ribosomal protein P1-like. Gene Ontology annotation, cellular component: cytosolic large ribosomal subunit. Gene Ontology annotation, molecular function: structural constituent of ribosome; ribonucleoprotein complex binding; protein kinase activator activity. Lineage: Eukaryota; Metazoa; Chordata; Mammalia; Eulipotyphla; Soricidae. Gene Ontology annotation, biological process: cytoplasmic translation. The coding region runs from base 1 to 399 and encodes 132 amino acids. The record is from RefSeq and is a predicted model, not a curated record. The transcript has 2 exons.